AUGCCGCGGCCUACACCUGUGCAGGUGCUUCAGAAGCUUAUAUUGCUUAGCUCGGCCCCACAGCCUGCAGCAGAAGUGGGUCUUCCCCAACCUUCAGGGGAAGGGGAGCUGCUUGGUCGUGGAAGGCAGAAGGGUCCUCCGGGAGCACUCAGACCUGAAGGUAUGCAGCUUCAAAUUUCAGCUGGAUUUCAACAAAUGAAGAUCGGAGAAAGAGGAGGACGACGCAGUGAUUUCCAUGAUAUUGGAAUUCACACCAGGCAAGCUAUGGAGCAUGUCAAGGCGUCGAAGACAGGUGUUUCUGGAUCUGCUAUCGAAUUAAGAGCAAAUUAUUUCCGCAUCAUCUCUCGGCCCCAGUGGGUUUUGUAUCAGUACCAUGUUGAUUACAACCCCCAGAUGGAAUCUCGACGGCUCCGCUCUGCUCUCCUAUUCAAGCACGAGGAAGUACUUGGUCCAACACGUACCUUUGAUGGAAGCAUCUUAUUCCUGCCUCAUCGACUGCCAAAACCUGUCACAGAAUUAUUCAGUGAAACACGAUCUGGUGAGAAUGUGAGGGUGACCAUAACAUUGACGAACGAGUUGCCUCCAACCUCUCCUGUAUGCCUACAGUUUUACAAUAUUAUAUUCAGAAGGGUUUUGAGGAUCUUGAAUAUGCAGCAGAUAGGUCGUCAUUACUAUAACCCCAAUGAUCCCCUGAAUAUCCCUCACCACAGGUUAAUGAUUUGGCCAGGAUUCACAACCUCCAUUCUACAGUAUGAAUCCAGCAUCAUGCUCUGUACAGAUGUAAGCCACAAGGUCCUUCGUAGUGAAACUGUCCUGAGCUUUAUGUCCCAGCUGAGGCAGCAGUGUGGAGACCAGCGAUUUUCAGAAGCUUGCACCAAGGAACUUGUUGGGUUAAUUGUUCUGACCAGGUACAACAACAAAACCUAUAGGAUCGAUGAUAUUGCUUGGGAAAAGACUCCAAAUAAUACUUUUAAGAAGGGAGAUAAGGACAUUUCUUUCAAGGAGUACUACAAGUCGCAAUAUAAUCUGGAUAUCUGUGACAACAACCAGGUUCUCCUGGUCAGCCAACUGAAGAGGCAGGGCCCUUCUGGUGGUGCUCCACGAGGACCAGCCCUGCUUGUUCCUGAAUUUUGCUACCUCACAGGUCUUACAGAUAAAAUGCGGAGUGACUUCAACAUUAUGAAGGACUUGUCAUCUCACACAAGACUAACUCCAGAACAGAGAGAGCAACGGCUGGACAGAUUCAUUACUAAUAUUAAUAGGGAUCCAAAUACACAGGCAGAGUUGACCAGCUGGGGCCUAAACUUUGACAAUAAACUUCUGUCUUUGAAAGCAAGAGUUCUUCCUACAGAAAGGAUCUCCCAAGGAGCAAAGAUUUACGAAUACAGUCCUUGGGUAGCAGAGUGGUCAAGGGAAAUGAGGGGAGCUCAGCUAAUAAGUACCAGGCCAUUGGAAAAUUGGUUAAUGCUGUAUACUAGAAGAAACAUUGAUUGUGCCCAGGCACUGCUUCAAGCUCUAAACAAAGUGUCGCCACCACUAGGCAUCAGGGUGCAAAGGGCAUGCAUGAUUGAGAUUGAGGAUCGGCAGGAUUCCCUGAUGAAGGCCUUGCAGCAUAAUGUUAGUCCACAAACUCAGAUGGUGGUUUGCAUACUUCCUAACAAUCGCAAGGACAAGUAUGAUGCUGUGAAGAAGUUCUUGUGUGUUGACUGCCCCACCCCAAGCCAGUGUGUUGUGGCACGCACCUUAAGUAAACCUCAAGCACUGAUGACAAUUGCAACAAAAAUUGCUCUUCAGAUGAAUUGCAAGAUGGGAGGAGAAUUGUGGAGUGUUGAAAUUCCACUAAAGCAGCUAAUGAUCGUAGGAAUCGACUGUUACCAUGACACUGUAGCUGGGAAGCGAUCAAUUGCUGGAUUGGUGGCCAGCCUGAACCAGGGAAUGACAAGAUGGUUUUCUAAAUGUGUGCUACAAAGUCGAGGACAAGAGAUUGUGGAUGGACUAAAGAUUUCCCUGCAAGCUGCAUUGAAGGCUUGGUACAAGCACAACAAUUGCCUGCCGUCCCGUAUAAUUGUCUACCGAGACGGAGUUGGCGAUGGACAACUUCAGAGUGUUGUCAGUUACGAAGUGCCACCCCCCCGUACCCGACAUAUAAUUUUCGAGAACCUGUCCAAUUUGUUGGUUCCUUCCAGUCCCAAACUGACCGUAGUUGUUGUGAAGAAACGCGUCAGUGCAAGAUUCUUUGCCCGCGUUGAUGGGAAGCCGUCUAAUCCACCACCUGGAACAGUCAUUGAUAAUGAUGUCACAAGACCAGAAUGGUAUGAUUUCUACAUUGUUAGCCAAGCUGUGCGUGUUGGUAGCGUGUCACCAACUCACUACAAUGUGGUUUACGACAGCAGUGGUUUAAAGCCAGACUACAUGCAACGCCUGACGUACAAAAUGUGUCACAUGUACUACAACUGGUCUGGAAUUGUAAGAGUACCAGCCCCUUGCCAGUAUGCACACAAACUGGCAUUCUUGGUUGGACAGAGUAUUCAUAGGGAGCCCAACACAAACCUAGAUGACUUUCUGUAUUACUUGUAAGGACUAGGGAAUGGAUCAUGUAUUAUGUUUUUUCACAUAUUUGUAGUUGAUUUAUACUUUUCUACCUGAAUUUAGUUAUUUGCAGGCAGGUGAUUGCUGCCUUCAUUAGACAUAAGAAAAGUUUAAGUGACAAAAGGCCAUUUAAAAAUAAAAAAUAGUACUGUAAUGUAUAUAUUUUUCUCCAAAAAUAUUUGGAAUAGUUUAGAAGUUAACAAGUGCUUAAGUUUGACCAGUUUAGGUUUCCUUGAAACAAGUAGUUUUCUUUUUUGGAGGCAUCUUGAUCAGAAGUUUAACCUUUUUUAUUGCAAAUCUAAAGAUAUUGGAGGAUGAGAAGGAAGAAUAAAGAACUUUUUUUUUUUUUAUUGAUUUUGAUCCAGAAUGCACAUUGAUUGCAGGAUCAUGGGCAGUUUGUGGGCCAUGUAGCUUGAAUAACUGCGAUUGUUGCUGAUCCAUGUUAUUCCUCCUUUGUUGGUAUUACGUUUAACACUAUAAAAUAGGUUAUUGUGAAUGUAUUGCAGGUCUGUAUUGAAAUUUUUAUUUUCAUAGUAGUGUUCCAAAUGGGAUUGUGUACUUUUGCAAGUUGCAUGUGUUUCGGUUUUGCACUGUACAGGGUUUUUGAGGAUGAGCACUUAAAUAAAUUACCAAAUAUUUUAUGGCAUAGUGAUUUUGUUUUUGAACUGUUAUAAAUCUCAAAAGCCUCUAUUGGACCCAUUUAAAGAAGAAAGUUGCGUCACUCUUUGGUUUUAAUCAGUUUCUGUUUUUAAAGUUUAACUGGAUUGAUUUGAAUUAAAAUGACAGGAAGACUUGCUUACCCUUUUCACUAUCCUGGGUGUAGGAUUAUCUUGCUAUGGCUUCAGUGGUGCGUUCAUUUGGAGAAGUUA
Molecule: messenger RNA, 3458 nt
Organism: Polyodon spathula (Mississippi paddlefish)
Lineage: Eukaryota; Metazoa; Chordata; Actinopteri; Acipenseriformes; Polyodontidae
Gene: piwil1
Product: piwi-like RNA-mediated gene silencing 1
Exons: 20
Coding region: 1-2577 (858 amino acids)
Biological process (GO): regulatory ncRNA-mediated gene silencing
Cellular component (GO): P granule
Molecular function (GO): piRNA binding; protein binding
Source: RefSeq, a predicted model, not a curated record